AGCGAACGCCAACUCCGUAUCUCUCAACCUCCAAAAGCACUCGGCUUUGAUAAACCACCCGCUAUGGAUACCCUGCUACACAGCCCGUCAUCAAUGGCCAAGCGACCCUGCCCCUCCCAAAACCCUAGAAUCCCAAACCUGAACCAAUUGGACAGGGAUCAGCUUCUGGACACAUUUCUCGAGUUCUCUGACUCGCCCCCUUUCGCCAUCGACCUCUCUUUUGAGAGGCUUCUCGAGUCCAGGUCCUGCGAUGCCGAUCAGACCAAGCUCAUCGAUCGCGCUCUCCAAUUGGGCUCUGUGCUUCUCGAGGCUGCUAAGCGCUCUGCAAGAAAACGAGCCUCCAAGCACAACUCUCUCACCUGGGCCCUCCCUCCCGACCUCACCAUCAAGGUCUUUUCCAUGCUUGAUACACAAAGCCUAUGCUAUGCUGCAGCUACUUGUUCAAUGUUCAAUAAAUGUGCCAUGGAUCCUUCUUGCUAUGCCAAUAUUGACUUGACAACAGUUGUCCCAAAAGUUAACAAUGCAGUUGUUUCCACAAUGAUUCAACGAGCUGGGAAAGCUCUUCAGUCUCUUAAGCUUGGUGUAGUUCCAGGCCCAACUACGCCGCUUGGAUCUUGUCAGCCUUUAGUUUAUACCAUCAGGAAUUCUGUAGAUGUUUCCAACUUUUCAUGGAAUGAUAAGAGAUCCAGGCAAGGGAAGGAGUCAUCCGUUCUUACCAGAUCCUGUUUAAGCCCUUUAGGCGGGAAUAGUGGUGCUCCAGGGACUCUUUUGAGAAGGUUGCACCUUUACAAUAUUGAAAGGAUGGAUAAUACGUCACUUUGUGGGGCAUUAGUGGCCUGUCCAUUUCUCCUUGAUCUGGAAAUUGUUGGCCUUCACGUUGAAUUGAGGCAAACAUUGCAAUCUGUGAGUGCAAACUGUCACUUGAUAGAGCGUCUGUUCUUUGAAUCUUCAAAAACAGGUAGAGAUGACAGUUUGAAAUCACCAACUUGUGUUGAUCUUAUGACUGAUUGCCCUCAUCUUACGUCACUGGCCCUCAGAGGGUUUAAGUUGCAUGAUUAUAAAGUUCGUAUACUUCUGAAGGGAUUGAGGAAAUUAAAGUAUGUUGAUUUUUCAACAUCCUACUCAAUCACUGGAGCAUUUUUAAGGAACCUCGGAAGCAACACAGGUGGGAAUCUGCUGGAAGUCUUAAUUUUGCGGGAUUGCAUGCAUCUCAAAAUGGUGGAGGCUGCUCGGUUGAUGACAGCAGUUCUUGCUGGGGAUUUCAAGUUGCUUAAACAUCUUGAUAUAUCUAAUAGAGAAGGCUUGGCAUCUGAGAAUGACUGGUAUCAUAGAUGCUACAGCACAAGUACAAUUCCCAUAAGGCGGGUGUUGGAAGAAAGGCCUAAUCUCUGUCUGUUGGCAGAGUUUCCGCCAGAAGGAAGUUACGCCGACAUUGAUCAAAUGUUUGACAGCGAGCCAUAUAGUGAUAUCAGUCUGCCAUCAGCAUCGCAGAUGAGCAGUCCUUCAUCCGAUGGUUCAAUGUUUGUGAGUUUUUCCGAGAGCAGUUACAAUAGUGAUCAUGGUAGUGGCAACGAGGAUGCUCGAGAUGCUGGUUAUGUUAUCUAUGAUGAAAGCUCAGACGAGGUAGACUAUGUGGCUGUGUAGGAGAAAAUACCAAAUAUGGCAAGGAUUGAAAUAUGUGGCCACCAAAUGGAUCAUUGUUGCCUAUAUGAGAUGCCAGCACAAAUUUGAACGGUAAAUAAGACUUGUGGACGGAGUUGGUGUGCCGCCGCGAUCACAGUAUCAUCACAGUUUCAUAUGUGAAGUUCGGUGGUGGGCUCCCGGUACUUGCCAGUAUGAGUAGAAUAGCCCUUGAAGCCCUGUUAUCUCAUUUCUUUUAUCUUUUUAGUCCUCGAUAUCACCCUGUUUAUCAUAUGGGAUUGUGGGUGGAGCAGCUCUCAGCUCUCUUUACUUCGUUUUGUAUUUAAAAUUUAAAAAGAUCUUGUAGCUGCAGAGCUUAUAUGCGUGCAAAAUCUAUUGGAUGACAUGAAAAUUUAAUUAUCUUUA
Prunus mume (Japanese apricot) is the source of this 2046-nucleotide messenger RNA. RefSeq names its product F-box protein SKIP17-like. Gene Ontology annotation, cellular component: SCF ubiquitin ligase complex. The record is from RefSeq and is a predicted model, not a curated record. NCBI's taxonomy places the organism in Eukaryota, Viridiplantae, Streptophyta, Magnoliopsida, Rosales, Rosaceae. Gene Ontology annotation, biological process: SCF-dependent proteasomal ubiquitin-dependent protein catabolic process. Gene Ontology annotation, molecular function: protein binding.